Messenger RNA from Salarias fasciatus (jewelled blenny), 9424 nucleotides. RefSeq names its product proline rich 12a (gene prr12a). Bases 411 to 8357 code for a protein of 2648 amino acids. The transcript is spliced from 15 exons. Lineage: Eukaryota; Metazoa; Chordata; Actinopteri; Blenniiformes; Blenniidae. The record is from RefSeq and is a predicted model, not a curated record.
CCUAAAGAAAGGGGAGGAGAGACGGAGGAAAAAGGACGCGUUCAAGUCAAAUGUUUCUCAGCAAUUCGCCCAUCAGCGGGCAAAUCCGCGGCAUCUUCAUCAUGACCGUGACUGAUUUCACUCUCAAUCUGCAUUCGUGGAAAUGAUAAAUGCGAACGGCGAAGGAAAAUGAGAAAGACUGGUUUUUUUUUGGAGGUGGUAGGAUUAUAACCCCGUAGACCCCCCUCUUUUUUCAUCCAGCUUUCUCCUCCUCCCCUCCAUUUCUCUUUCAAUAUGCUGUUUUCCACUCCUGAGGACUUGCUUAUGAAACCGGGGAAAAUAGCCUGAAAGACUGGAUUUUGUUCCCGUAAUCUGCCCCUGCGACGUUCUCGUUGCUUUCAUCCUCAUCGCACACGCUGUACCGGACAUAAAUGGAUAGAAAUUACCCGGGAACAGGGUUUGGAGAUUUGGGCGCAGGAGCAGGAUGGAGUUACGAGAGAUCGGCAAAAGCAAGUCUUGUAUAUGGGAGUUCCAGAUCAUCCCACCCUGAGUCUGAGCUCCUCCACAGACAAGCCUACGCCACCCCACACCCUCUGCAGGGCUAUGCCACCAAUCACCACCCAGGGAGCUCUGGCCAAGGCGGGGCUUGGGGAGCAGCUGGACGGAGUUUGGGUCUGUCGGGGCUGUUUGACACUGGCCUCCACCAUGCCAGCCCCUCCGCCCCUGAUGCCUCUGUCAUGAAUCUGAUCUCAGCCCUGGAGUCCCGGGGUCCCCAGCCUCCACCCUCUGCUUCCUCUCUUCUCUCCCAGUUCCGCACGCCGUCCUGGCAGACAGCGAUGCACACGCCUGCUCCUCCUGAACUAUUCAUCUCCGGAGCUCUUCCCGGCUCUGGCUCCUUCCCCUCCUCCUCCGCUCUGUCAGCCUAUCAACACCCAGCAUCCUUCUCCAGGAGCUCUUUUCCUGCUGCCUCCCUUUCACUCCAGGACACACCCACAUUUAGCCCCACAUCCAAUGGCUUGCUCUCCCCACAUGACCCUCUAAUACACAUCAAAGCCCCCUCCCAGUCAAGUCUGGGUUUUGACAGACUCCUGUCCUCACAGGGUGCUGCGGCGGCUGCCUAUAGGGGCAGUCAGGAUCCCACAGGCGCCUCGUCAGCUCAGGCAUCCUCUGCCAGACACCUGCAGUCUCACCAGUUCAACCUGCUGUCAUCGCAGCUUCAGGAUCAGUCCUCCCAGCUGUAUAACCCGUCAGUGUUCUCCUCCGCCCAGCCCCAGCCCCAGUCCCAGUCCCAGUCCAACUCGGCUCAGGAGAGAGCCGUGCCGAGACAGGAUAGUGUUAUUAAGCACUACCAGCGGCCCACGCCGGCGCAGUCGCAGCUCUCGUCCUCUGCUGCCCACUCCCUUCAGCACUACCUCAGCUGUGGAGGGGCGGGAUACCAGCAGAUUGCCACCCAUCACAGACAUGCUGGUCUUUCUUGCAGUCCACUGGGUGACCAGAGCCCCUCAUCUGACCACAAGCCCACCUCUCGCACUGAGCAGUAUCGACCAAUUAUUCAGCCUCCGUAUUCCUCCUCCUCCUCCUCCUCGUCUUCUUCCUCUGCUGGCAAAGGUACCAAAAGCAGCUCCAGCAGCGGCUACUCUUCUGGCAGUUCGGCGUCGUCUUCACGAACUCCUCACACACCCCCUUCGGCCUCCUCUACCUCCUCAUCCUCCUCCUCUUCGUCUGCCACCUCUGGGGCUCAUCCUUCCAACUCAAUUCCCACUUCAAGUUCAAGUGCAGCCCCUUCCAGGCAGCAGCCCCCCCCUCAGCCAGCGCCGCCUCCUCCAGCGCCCCAGCAGCAGCCACCUGCCACCUCUUCCUCAGCUCCUCAGUCUCUCCCUAAAUCCUGCCUCUCAGGCUAUGGUUCUCCCGUGCCCCCGGUGAAGACCCCCACCUCUGCUCUCACUGGACAGACCCCACCCCAGCAACAGACACAGUCAUAUUCCCCUAAUCAGCCUCCGACAUCCCACCUGGCUCAGUCCUACGGAGGCUUCAAUUCGCCACAAGCUCAAGAUCUGAGCUCGGGUGGAGGCGGCAAAGGCUACGGGAGUUUAGGAGGGCGAAGCCAGUCUUACUCAACUGACAUAUAUGGAGCCGAUUCUGCUUAUGGAUCACUUCCAUCCUCUCUCGGUGGCGCUGGAAGCCCAUCACUUGGCUAUGGAGCCCCAGGUCACUCGCCUGCUCUUUUACGAUCGAGUGGUUCAUCAGGUAGUGGAGCAUCCGGGGGAGGGAGCAGCAGCGGUGCCGGGAGCGGGAACUCUGGGUCAGGGGGAGGAGCUGGAAACAGUAUGAGCAGCGAGAGAGGUGGAGGAGGUAGCGGUGGAGGCUCCUAUCAUAUUCCAGACUCCAGCCCUUCUCCAUCAGGCAACUCAGGCAUCAUCCGACCAGGGUUGCACUCCCCGGUGCCCACCUGCCCCACACAGUCCCCAGGAGGCGCCGGCUCAAACAAGUAUAUUUCCUCAGUUCUAUCUCCCACUUUUCUAUCUUCCCCACAAGGAUUCCCCGACACCAGAGGCCCCAGCUCCCAACCUCAGUCUUAUCAUUCCACCUCCUCCAAAACAAAGGCGGACACCUCCAUGCUCGGAGUAGGCUCUCAGAGAUCCCAAGAGGAGGUAGAUGAUGACGAUGAGUUUCUGAUCCAGCACCUGCUACAAGCGCAAGCGAGUCCGGCCCCGCAGGCUUCUCAUCACCAUCCGCAGCAACAACCCCAACAGACCUCGCAGCAGACGCAGCCUCAGCCCCAGUCAGUGCCGCCAACCACUGACUCGGGGAAAGGGAUGAGCUACGACAUGAGCAAGACCUCGGAGGAGAGGUACCACCCCCAGAGCGUCAUACGUACCCACAGUGCCACAGCCGCAGCUGGAGUAGGGAACGCGGGAUCAGGAGGGUCUAUCUCAGGGCUGGACAACCAGCUGGAGAUGUCGCUAAAGAAACAGCAACAGCAGCACCAACAACACCAUCAUCAGCAGCAGCAACAGCAGCAGAGAAACGAGAGGUCUGUUGGAAGCAGCAGGAGCAGCAGUGGGAGGGGCAGCACCGACCAAGUACACUCCCACCUCCAUCAUCAUGACAGCUUGGGCUCAGUCGUCCACUACGGCCGAGGUGACCCAUAUACUCAGCACUCCCUCGCUCCCCAGCACUCCUCACACAGUCAGCACGUGUCGUCGCAUUCUCAAAUCCCGCCUCACACCCAAAUGGAGCUCCAGAAGAAGUCCCAGGAGCGCACGGAAAUCCCCUACCCUCGGAAAACACCGGAGGUUCAGCAGCAGCACUCCCAGUCUCAGGCUGCUGCGUCCCUCAUGGACUCUCCCACCGACCAGUCCCGGCAGCCGCCCCACCUGCUCCAGUCCGUGCUGUCCCACACCACCCGCAACAAGCUUGAGCCCCACCAACAGCACCAUAAGAUGGACUCCCACCAACAACACCCGCAGCAGCACCACAAAAUGGACUCUCAUCGGCAGCACCAACAGCAUCACAAAAUGGACUCCCACCAACCGCAUCAGCAGCACCCGAAAAUGGACUCCCACCCUCAGCAUCAACAGCACCAGAAGAUGGACUCCCAUCAGCAUCAGCAACACCACAAAAUAGACUCCCAUUCACAGCAUCAACAGCACCAUAAAAUGGACUCUCACCCCCAGCAGCAGCACUCCAUCAGCCAACAACAAGCCGUGAUGGAGAGCGCCGGCGGCCGACUUGGCUCGAGUAAACACCAGGCUCCUUCUCAGUCGCAGACCACCCAGCUCCAGCUCCAGCUGCAGUCUCAAGCUCUGGAGGUGGCAGCAGCGCACUACAACCACGGGGCUCAUCAGCACGAGCCCAGCCAGGUCAAGCAGAGCUCUGUGGUGUCCUCCUUGGACAUGCUGGAGCGCUCGCUCUCCCAAAGCUCCGGCACAGAUGUUGCCGUUGCGGAAGACAGACGCGGCGGCACGGGGAGGAGUGGGAGCAGCAGCGAGCGCCACAGACAGCAGCAGCAGGAGCAGCAAAGGCAGCACCCGCCCCACCAUCAGCAGCAGCAAACCCACCACUCGCAGCAACACUCGGCUCCCGAGCUCCACUCCUUCCUCACCGAGCCCGAUAUCGGACUGUCCGCCACGCCUCACAUGCACCACCUUUCGCAGCAUCACGCGCAGCAACAGCAGCAGCAGCAGCACCCGAGCUCACAACACCAACAGGCCCACUCCCACCACCCUCACUCCCAACCCCACCCUCAGCAGCAGCCCCCCCACCCCCACCACAUACCCCCGUCGUCCGCCUCGGCCCAUUCCCAGCCUCAGCCGGACCCCCAGCAGCCCCUGUCCUCGCAGCUGCCCCCUCCGCAGAGCCAGCUGGACCAGCAGCGCUCGGAGCAGCACCAGUUCGACACGGUCAGCCCGGUGGAGAAAGCAGACCAGAAUCAGCAGAGCAAUCGCUUCGUCCCGUUGACUUCUAUCUGCUUCCCGGACUCCCUCCUCCAGGAUGAAGAUCGCUCCUUCUUUCCAGGAAUGGAAGACAUGUUUUGUGCAGAGGACUACAAGUCGAGCUGCGCUGGAGGAGCAGGACCGGGGCAGGAGGAGAUGAAUGAAAGCCACACUGGGCAGGAGGGACUGGACUCCAUGAAGGGGGGGCAGAGCGCAGGAGGAGCCGGGGGAAGUAGUGGAGCUAGCUACGACAUAAUGGGGCACCACGGCGGAGAUCAGGGCUAUGAACCAUACUGCCACGGCCUCGAAGAGCCGAGCAACAACACUAUGACUCUGGAUCUAGACUCUCUGAAAACACAUGAGCUUCCUUCCACUGUCAACACUGAACAACUUGGUUUGAUCCAGUCCCAGGGCCCAGCCAUGGGUAUGGGCGCCAAUACUGCUGGUCCGAACAACCCUGGAGCUAAAAUGUCCGCCGGGCCUGGAGGGGCUAACCCAGGAACGGGUUCUGGAGGCCUCCAGUCUCCAAUCUUCUGCUCAUCUCGUCCUAAGAAACUCCUCAAAUCCAGCUCCUUCCACCUGUUGAAGGAGCGCAGGGACCCCAACACACUGCCUAAGAAAAGUUACGCUCAAGAGUAUGAGUUUGAAGACGACGAGGACAAAGCAGACCAGCCUGCUGACAUCCGGUUGAACAGCCGGAGGCUCCCGGACUUAUUACCAGAUUUAGUGUCCAGCUGCAGAAAGGGAGGAGGCGGAAGUGGAUCUCUCAGCCCGCUGAUGGGAGACAUUGAUUUCUAUCACUCCUCUGGCUACUCGUCUAUGGGCUCCCACUCCCUUCUGCCACCAGACGGGCCCAAGAAGAGAGGCCGAAAGCCCACCAGGCCGAAGAGGGAAGGUCCGCCGAGGCCCAGAGGCAGACCUCGCAUCCGGCCCAUGCCCGAGCCGUACACUCCACGGGGCAUGAUGGGAGAGAUGGGGGCAUCCACGGUGGGAGCGGGGUUCAACGUGGAGGGGCGCGGUAGGGGCAGGGGCCGUGGGAGCCGAGGUAGAGGCGGGCGGAGGGAGGACAUGUACAUGGAAAUGAGCGGGAAGGAGCCGGAUCAGAUGCACCACCACCACCUCCAGCAGCAGCAGCAGCAGCAGCAGCAGCUCCAUCACCAGCCUCAGCAGCAGCAACACGAGCCCAUUCCACCUCUCAAGAUCAAGUUACCCAUUGGUACGCUGUCGUCCUCUGACGCCUUGCUGAGGACAGACUCUUUGUCUGGCACGGACCCUGCUUUGUCAGACGGCUCUGUUGGCUCGGCUCCCUCGCUCGGUUUAAGUCCCGGCCCCCCCUGCAGCACCGAAAGCAACAGAAGUCAAGACAAGAACAAACAGAAGAGUCAGCUGAUGAGUGAAGGCGUCGACGAAGAGGGACUGGAGGAAAGGGGAGACGAGAAAGACUCGGAGUCCAAGGCCGGCUUUGUCGCGUCCUUCUUGGACUUCCUCAAAACGGGUAAAAGGCCUCCAGGCUUGGACAUUUCACCUGGGAUGGACGCCGACAACGGCGAAACUUCACCCUGCAAGCCGGGGGGUUUACGCCCGCUGUCCCCUGCGCCUCCUCCGCCGCCGCCGCCACCCCCCUUCGGGGACAGCGAGGGGAACGGAGGCCUGGCUCUGGGCAACUGUCCCAGCCCCAAACGCUUGGAGGACGAGCUGAAGAGGAACCUGGAGACGCUGCCGUCGUUCUCCUCCGACGAGGAGGACUCGGUGGGGAAGAACCAGGACCUCCAGAAGAGCAUCUCCUCGGCCAUCUCCGCCCUGUACGACACCCCUCAGCUGACCACCAACAUCCAGCCCCCGCUGCCUCCUCCGCCCCCCCAGCCCCAGCCUCAGCCUCCGCCGUCCCCGCUCACCCCCACUCUGCAGCCCCCGACGUUGAGCCCGCAGCCCCCCAUGCACCCCUCCCACGCCCAGCAGCCCCCGUCCAGCGAGCCGGACCUCCUCCAGCCGGAGGACAUGGACGACAACAAGGAGGAGGAGGAAGAGGAGGAGGAGGAAGAGGAGAACGAGGAGGAGAGAAGCACGGGAGGGGAUGAGGAGAGCGACAUGACGGAGGAAAGAGAACCACAGCUGGAAACUCUGGGCGCCCCCAAGCUCGACGCUCCUCUCCCAGAGAUUCCUCCAGAGCCCGCGACUCCCGAACCCCCGUCUGUCCCUCCGUCUCCUGCCUCGUCGUCCUCUCCGUCUCACUCCCCGCUCCCCCCGCUCUCGCUCCCCUCGCCCCCUCCUCCGCCGGAGGAGCAGCAGGAGGACUCCCAGCCCUCCAGCCCGGCCGCCCCCGCCUCCUCGCCCUCCCCGCCGCCUCCCCCGCCGGCCACCGCCGUCGUCCCCCAGCCCGCCACUCCUCCCCCUCCCGCUCCCCCCCCUCCUCCGGCCUCCCCUCCGCCGCCUCCUCCGCCGGCUCAGAAGGAGUCUCCCAUGCCAUCGCCAGAGUCCCCCGCCUCCCCCGAAGAGCCCCCGCCUCCUAAGAUCACCUCGCUGCAUCUCGCCCAGAAGCAGGAGGACGCCGCCAUCGUCGGGGAGAGCGAGGAAGACGAGAGCGAGAGCGGAGGGGAGGGCAUCUUCAGAGAGAGAGACGAGUUUGUUGUGCGGGUGGAGGACAUUCGCACUCUCAAGCUGGCCCUGCAGACGGGCCGCGAGCCCCCGCCCAUCUGGAGGGUGCAGAAGGCCCUGCUGCAGAAGUUCAGUCCCGAGAUCAAAGACGGGCAGAGGCAGUUCUGCGCCACGAGCAAUUAUCUCGGCUACUUCGGGGACGCCAAGAGGCGAUACCAGCGGAUAUAUGUGAAGUUUCUGGAGAACGUCAACAAGAAGGACUAUGUCAGGGUCUGCUCCCGGAGGCCGUGGCGUCGAGCCACACCGGCCCUCAGACGCCAGUCCCUCCCCAGGAUGGCUUCCCCUCCCUCCAGCCAGGUGCCGCCGAGGAUAGUGGAGAAGGAGGAGAGGGUGGCGCCGCCGCCGGUGCAGCGCGAGGAGAAGGAGAAAACCAAAACCGCGACGGCAAAAGAGAAGAAGGAGACUCCGGCCGCUGUGCCCAAAGCGAAGGAGAGGGAGAGGGAGAGGGAGCCGGAGAGGGAGAAACGGGUGCAGCCGCAGCAGGAGAAGGCGGAGAAACGUGGAGGGGCGGCGGAGCGAGGCCGAGCGAAGGAGGAGAAGAAGGCGCUGGAGAGGAAGGAGAAGGAGAAGGCUGAGCGGCCACCCAAGUCUAAACCCGCCAAAGUGAAAGCAGAGCCUCCGCCCAAGAAGAGGAAGAAGUGGCUAAAGGAAGUACCUUCAUCGUCUGACUCGGAUUCAUCAGAUGAGGCAGCUAGUGAAAACGAAAUGCCAGUGAAAGGCGGCGUGAACAACCGUGCCAUGAGGGAGAUGUUCAGGAGCUACGUGGAGAUGCUGGUGAGCACGGCCCUGGACCCCGACAUGAUUCAGGCCCUGGAGGACACAGACGAUGAGCUCUACCUCCCUCCGAUGAGGAAGAUCGACAGCAUCCUCAGCGAACAGAAGAGGAGGCUGCUGAGGAGAGUCAGCAUGAGCUCCCAGCAGCAGGAGGUCCUGCAUGCUUACCCCCAGAUCAUUGUCGACCCCCUGGACUCUGGAGUGGUGAGGGUGCGGCUGAGUGGUGAAGCUUACAACCGCAAGACCCUCAACAGAGUCAAGAAGACCCUGCCUAAACCACAGGACCUUAAACUGUCAGCUGAGACGUAUCGGAUCUACAGCCUCUACCACUCCCUGCAUCACUAUAAAUACCACACCUUCCUACAGUGCAAGAAAGAGACCAACACCAUCGAACAGGCAGCUGAGGACCCGGGCCAGGAGGAGGUGGUGCAGCAGUGCAUGGCCAACCAGAGCUGGCUGGACACUCUCUUUGGAUCCUUCAUCGACCUGCUCACGCUCAGCACCAAAGCCUGAGUCGGCUGGAUAAAGACACUGAAAACUGGGAAAAGAAAAGAAAAGAAAAAAAAAACGGAAGAAAACACACAAAUGGACAAAUAAGAGUCCCACUGUACAGCCCCCCCAGACCUUCUUCAAGUCUUUAAGAUCUGAGGAUGAAUUUUUUUCGCGGCCCUUCACGAGCGCAGGAGGGUCUGUUGACGUGACCUCGGACACUGGCCUCAGUUUUCUUUUCUUCUAUUUUCUUGAUGUUGAUCAAUGACUAAAGAGAAAAGUCUUACUUUGUGAGAAGAGGACCCCCCCUCGCCCACCAUGUCCGCCGCCGCCGCCGAAGGGUCGAGACGCGCUUGGCCGACGGUGGGGGGGCGGGGGGAAAGGGAGCGACGUGAGGCUGGAAGGACGGACCCGGAGGAGCCGCAACGCCAAGUCAAAGGAGGAGCCACUGACAUCUUGUUAACUGUGUGUCAUAAAAGACAAUAGAGAAACUAUUACUGCUUAGUUUUUACAUAAAUUAUUUUUUUGAAAAGACUAACAUCAGCUGUUGGCUUUUGAAAAGAGUGGAAGAGGGUGAGAAUGCUUUUUAAACUGCGUGUAGAGUGUGCCGUGAACCGUGUGAUCAUGGACUCAUCUACAGAUGGAAACAUUAAAUGUGUUAAUAAUCCUCCCUUUCUCUCUCUCUCUCUCUCUCUCUCUCUCUCUCUAUUUCUCUCUCUCUCUCUCUCUCUUUCUGUGCUAUGUGCAGGGCAGCACCAGUCAGCUGUGUGAUAAUAUAUAAACACAUUUUUAUUAUUUAUAUGAGGAGGUUUUUAACUUAAACUCUCACAAGCCGCUGGUUCGCUGCCCGAACAUUUUCAAAAGAAAUAACGUUUUUACUUUCCACAGGUUCAGUAUACAAUCAUAACCCACAUAUCCAAGUCGUCUUCCCCUCUAUACAAAAAGAACAGACCUUGAGACAGAAAUAUUGUAUCAAAUACAGUGGGUGUAAAAUAACUUAAAAAUAAAAAACCGCAAAAAAAAAAAAAAGGAUGAAAAGAGGAAAAAAAGGAGAAUGGCAGAAUCUAUUUGAAACUUAACAUUUGUUGUGC